This is a messenger RNA of Stylophora pistillata, 1865 nucleotides long. RefSeq names its product tryptophan 2,3-dioxygenase. NCBI's taxonomy places the organism in Eukaryota, Metazoa, Cnidaria, Anthozoa, Scleractinia, Pocilloporidae. Gene Ontology annotation, molecular function: metal ion binding; L-tryptophan 2,3-dioxygenase activity; heme binding. The record is from RefSeq and is a predicted model, not a curated record.
UACGCCUCCAAUCACGCCCCUUUGAGCUCCUGAUUCCUGUCACUUCCUCUGGGAGCCGGUCACGGUCGUUUUUCCGCGCGAGUGUAAAGUUGUUGUCAGUCAGAGUUUUCAAGCAAAUCAUUCUUUCGCUAUGAGUUGUCCUUACGCUCACAACGGCGAUGGGAGUACGCCAGCCCGCAAAAGUGGCGACGACAAACGGAUGUCUUAUGGAGAUUAUCUUCAGCUGAACACUCUUCUUGAAUGCCAGAAGCCAGCUAGCACCAAAUUUGGUGAUGCAACCGUCCAUGAUGAGCUCCUUUUUAUUGUGGUACAUCAAGCCUAUGAACUCUGGUUUAAGCAGAUUAUUCACGAGUUGGACUCCAUCAGGGACAUUUUUACCUUUGAGGAAUUGGGCACAGAUGAAAGGAAGAUGCUACUUUUAAUCUCAAGACUGGGUCGCAUCGUCCAGAUUCAAAAACUGUUACGUGAUCAGAUCAUGAUAUUAGAGACCAUGACUCCUCUGGAUUUUAUGGAAUUCAGGGACUACUUAGCUCCUGCGUCGGGAUUUCAGAGUCUCCAGUUCAGGCUGAUCGAGAAUAAACUGGGAAUUAACAAGGCGCACAGAAUUCGUUACAACUACCAGGAUUACAGUAAGGCAUUUGAUUCGCAAGAUGAGAAGCAGCUCAAAGAAUCUGAAAGUACGGCUUCACUUCUUGAACUAGUCCAGUGUUGGUUGGAGAGAACUCCUGGUCUUGAAGAAGAUGGGUUUGAUUUUUGGAGAAAAUACAAGAAGAGUGUUCAAACGAUGGUUGAAACUCAAAAGGCUGAAGCCGAGGCUGAAGAAGACGAAGAAGUGCGAGGGAUCUUGUUCGCAGAGAUUAAAAAACAAGAGGAUCAUUUUGAUACAAUCUUUAGUGAGGAGAGACACAACCAACUUGUUGCUCGAGGUGAAAGAAGGUUUUCUCAUAAAGCCAUGCAGGGGGCAUUGAUGAUUUACUUUUAUAGGGACGAGCCGCGCUUUAACCAACCAUUUCAAAUUCUUCAACUGCUGAUGGACAUCGACUCAAAUUUAAUCAAAUGGCGAUACAAUCAUUUGAUGAUGGUUCAGCGCAUGAUUGGCAGUAAAAUGGGCACUGGCGGGACGUCUGGGUACCAGUACCUUCGGUCCACCGUCAGUGAUCGUUACAAGGUUUUCGUUGACUUGUUUAACUUGUCCAACUUCCUGAUACCACGCGAUCAAAUUCCACCACUCAGCUCCUCAAUGAAGGCGCGCCUGCGCACUGCGCUGGUUGGAGGUCGGCUGUACGACAGUGACAGUGCUCACUUUAGCGACAGCAGUGAAGAUGAUCAGGUGUCAGCGCUUUCCUCCCUUCUCAAGAACACGGACAUUACAAGUGCACCUACUGUCGACACCAACGGAGACGAAGUGGCUGGCAAUAAUUAGUCUAAAUUUUCAAGUUACCUUUUUAAAAUGAUGUGGGAUUCUCCRCCUGAAAACUUAUUUCACAUGGUAUUUAUUUCGAACAAACGUAUUUUGGGGAUGUAAUUUUGUACAACUUCUUCGCUCACUUUCAAUAACACUUUUGCUAUUCCCUUCCCGGAUACACCGCUUCAUUUAAAGAAUAUGUAUAAAUAUUUGUUCGUACAAUUUAUUUAGGACAAAAAUUUGACUCGGCACAUGAAGAGCUGCAGAAGAAUAGUGUCGUCGUAUGAAAUUGGAAACUUAUUAUUUCUAUAUUUUCGUAAAUACAAACAGUAUACAGUUUGUAAGAUUUGAAAUUGUAGUCACGGGAUUCUAGUCAUGGUUGUAUUCAAUUGGACAGAAACAUUUUUCUGAAAUAGCUUUCCAUAUUCAAAGCUUCCCAUGAUCAAAGCUUAAAGUUUUA